AUGUCGCAAUAUUACGAACUAUACAGACGUAGCAGAAUUUCAUUGACUGAUGCAUUGGAUGAUUUGAUUUCCCAAGGGAAAAUAUCCCCACAGCUGGCUAUGAAAGUUCUUUUCAACUUUGAUAAAAGCAUGACAGAAGCGUUGGCUGAAAAAGUACGGGCUCGCCUGACGUUUAAGGGACACCUUGAUACAUACCGGUUUUGCGACGAAGUUUGGACGUUUAUUAUAAAAAAUCCAAAUUUCCGGUUUGAUAACGAAACCGUGACAAGCAAUAAGAUUCGGAUUGUCGCUUGUGCAACCCGCGAUUCUUCAGCAAAUCGCUGA
Messenger RNA from Schizosaccharomyces osmophilus, 324 nucleotides. It is a transcript of the gene toa2, whose product is annotated as transcription factor TFIIA complex small subunit Toa2. NCBI's taxonomy places the organism in Eukaryota, Fungi, Ascomycota, Schizosaccharomycetes, Schizosaccharomycetales, Schizosaccharomycetaceae. The coding region runs from base 1 to 324 and encodes 107 amino acids. The transcript has 3 exons. Gene Ontology annotation, biological process: transcription initiation at RNA polymerase II promoter; RNA polymerase II preinitiation complex assembly. Gene Ontology annotation, molecular function: TBP-class protein binding; RNA polymerase II general transcription initiation factor activity. Gene Ontology annotation, cellular component: transcription factor TFIIA complex. The record is from RefSeq and is a predicted model, not a curated record.